Phytophthora infestans T30-4 is the source of this 189-nucleotide messenger RNA. RefSeq lists its product as uncharacterized. NCBI's taxonomy places the organism in Eukaryota, Oomycota, Peronosporomycetes, Peronosporales, Peronosporaceae. The record is from RefSeq and is a predicted model, not a curated record. The coding region runs from base 1 to 189 and encodes 62 amino acids. The transcript has 3 exons.
AUGGUGAACGAUAUAUCAAUCACCAAGUUCAUUUUCUUUCCUUGCCCCAGCUCGAUCCAUCCUUCCGUUGCAUCAGCAGUUAACGCCGUAGCCGACGACACAGCCGGCAACUAUGCUUGUGGUGGGUGGGUCAGGAGAUGGCGGCAGCACGACGCGCCGGCUCCACGAGCCACGUCUGGGGCUAUGUGA